Messenger RNA from Aedes aegypti (yellow fever mosquito), 1621 nucleotides. Its product is annotated as prolyl 4-hydroxylase subunit alpha-1. Bases 264 to 1616 code for a protein of 450 amino acids. The transcript is spliced from 6 exons. Gene Ontology annotation, cellular component: endoplasmic reticulum. The record is from RefSeq and is a predicted model, not a curated record. Lineage: Eukaryota; Metazoa; Arthropoda; Insecta; Diptera; Culicidae. Gene Ontology annotation, biological process: peptidyl-proline hydroxylation to 4-hydroxy-L-proline. Gene Ontology annotation, molecular function: iron ion binding; procollagen-proline 4-dioxygenase activity; L-ascorbic acid binding.
AACUGUAAGCAGUUUUGAAAAGCAGAAAUUGAAUACAGUUGUAAAAGCAUCCACUUCGAUAAAAUGUUCUGUGUAAUGCUUCAUUGCAUAUUGCUGCUAAUAGUAUCGCCUGUGGUUCAAUCUGAGGUAUACUCGGCUCUUUCUGAUCUAGAUAAACUGAUAAAAACAGAAGAUGCCGCAUUGAAGGAACUUGAUAUUUAUAUUCGAGAACAAGAGAAAAGAAUGAUAGAACUGCGAAGUUGCUUUUCAGGAGAGCAAAGCGCAUGAAUGCAGGGCACAUCGAAGCAUUGGAAAAUGCAAAGGAAUAUUUAUUUAACCCAGUGAAUGCUUUCCUUUUAAUUAAACGUCUUACAAUAGAAUUGAAUGAUAUAGAAUUGAUUACAAAAGAUAUAUCAGAACACAUACUGAUGAGUGUCAGUGAUGAAAAACCGCAAGAGUUCCCCAGUUUAGAAGAUUUAGAGGGAGCUAUGAAUGCCUUGAUUCGACUGCAAGAUGUGUACAAUCUUGAUACGUCUGUGAUUGCAAAUGGAAUCGGUAGUACGGGUUCCAAAAUGUUGUCUGACGAUUGUUUCGAACUGGGACAACAUUUGCAACAAAUUGGUGACACUCAUGGUGCAGCUAAAUGGUAUAAAGAAGCUUACAAUCGCUUUACUUUGGGAAAGACCAGCUUACGCCAAAAAGUGAAGAUCUUAGAGUAUUUAGCGUCGUAUACGUAUACGAUAGGUAAAGUGGAAGAAGCUUUGGCAUACAUAAGUGAACUUCAUCAUUUGGUACCGGAUCAUGAAAGCACUCUUCAUCAAAAGACAUUUUAUGAAGACAUUCUUUGGUAUCAGCAAGAACAGCUAUUCCGAUCCAAUAGAAUCCCGAGCAGUAAAGCAAGCAUGAGCUCCCUCACAACAUUUAAAAAGCUAUGUCGAGGUGAAAUACAACGAAAUGUCUCAGAAACGUCCCAUCUCAAAUGCCGUUACGUUUCAAACCUGUCAGCAUUUUCGAAAAUAGGUCCAUUCAAAUUGGAAGAAAUGCAUCUAAAGCCAAAAAUCGUCAUAUUUCAUGACGUUCUUUCCGAUACCGAGAUAGAACUACUAAAGCGCUUGGCAAAACCGAUCUUAGAAAGAGCUACAAUAGCAAACCAGCAAACAGGAAAAGCCGAACGGUCCAAGGAUCGAGUCAGUAAAUCAUCGUGGUUCCCGGACGAGUACCACUCUACCAUAAGGACCAUUACGAAGCGAGUUGCGGAUAUGACGGGACUGUCGAUGGAUACUGCCGAAGAGCUUCAAGUUGUAAACUAUGGACUUGGAGGCCAAUAUGAUCCGCAUUUUGACUUUUUUCAUUGGGGAAAAUUGAAGGAAGUCAACCGCAUCGCCACUGUGUUGUUCUACAUGAGCGAUGUCAGCAUCGGAGGGGCAACAGUAUUUCCAAAACUUGGCGUGACUUUGGAAGCUAGAAAAGGAACGGCUGCUUUUUGGUACAACUUGCACUCGUCUGGAGAAUUAGAUUAUUCUACGUUGCAUGGUGCAUGUCCAGUUCUGAUAGGAGAGAAGUGGGUUGCAAACAAAUGGAUCCGUGAACGAGGGCAAGAAUUUCGAAGAAAAUGUGAUCCAAAAGAUUUGGAGUGAUACAG